Messenger RNA from Porites evermanni, 7867 nucleotides. The record is from the annotation of a GenBank genome assembly. Lineage: Eukaryota; Metazoa; Cnidaria; Anthozoa; Scleractinia; Poritidae.
AUGGUGUUUUUUACGUUCUUCAGUGGGAUUUUUACUCGGGUUAUAUUUCUUGUUCAUGGCUUGGUUAGCGUCUAUCUAAUCGUGCGAAGCAAAGGGGAAUCAAAGUAUUGGUGGUUAUGUACUGGAUUGUUCUUACUUCUGAUAGAAUCCUUCUACACAAUCGUCAUUCGGAGAGGCAAGGAAUAUAAAUAGUAAGUCAUCAGAACUUUAUAUGCCAGCUAAAAACACGAAUCGUUCCCCCCGCAUUUUUGGGCAAGUUUAAUUCGAAUGAUAGUCAUGUUUGCUUUUUAUCCCCCCCAAAACAAGCCAGAUAUAAUCUUGACAAACGCGGAAUAUGAUCGAGGGUUAUAAAGAGUUCAAUAGACGUUGAGCUGAGUCGAGGAAUUUGACAAGAUAAUGCAUGCAUUAAGUAAGCAACGCGAUCUGUCCGAUUUUUCAAAUGGUAGAGCUACACAACUGGUGGAGUUUGAGCUACACAAAGAACCUCUUUUUGCUUCGUUACGAGGAUCUUUGAUGUAUAAUAGCGCGAACAAUUUUUGGAUUUUAGAAAAGUAAUUUGCUCCCUGUUGAUCAAAAGGUCAUUAUAACGCAAUAUUUAAUAACCCAGCUUUCGAAAGCGACAACAGAGAGUGAGAUCAUAAUUAUUAGUCAAUUAGCUAAAACGGUAUGUUUUGCUUUCACGGGACAUUCGAUUUGAUGAAACUUUUCAUCAUAUUGAACAUUCAGUUUAAGUGGCUUAAGUUUUUUUCUAUAUAUUUCGAGUUUGGCGAAUGUUGAUAACUACUUGCUAAUUGAAACAAGAAUUGCAAUAUAUAAUAACGAAGGGAAGUGGUAGCUAAGUGGUGCAAAGCUGAAUUGUGUUAAAACCGUAUUAAAAUAAAAAUGAAAGUAUGGUAUAUAGUUGCAGAAUAAUCAAAUGGCACAUCAUCAAGUUUUAGUUAACUUGUAGUGGCCGUUUAUGCAUAAAGAGGACGCGAAAUUUCAAACAAUUUUCAACGUUUUAUCGUACUGAAAGUCAGAAAAGCUCUCCCGUACAAGCAGCUUAGUGAAACACUUUCACUAACCAUCACUAAACAGUGAUUUGACAUUGCCUUAUUGGCGAUAGAAAAACAGAUAGUUAUGCAGUCCGGGGCACCCAACGGCAAUUUUCGGAAAAUAUCUGUUCGGAGGACGAUUUGAGAUCUAGAAUUUUCGGAACAUUUGUUGUAAAAUUUCUUGCUUGCCUACCUCUCCUAGGAUUUUCGAACAUCUACAAAAUGGUAUAAUUACCCAUUUUUGACGGAUUUUUACCCUAAAAAAGGCCAGCUAGAAAUUUCGGGAGCCUUUUCCUGGCUGAAAUUUUCGAAAAGGUAAGUUUUGAUCCCUAUAAUUUUCGGAUCACUAGACUUUCAGCUAGGAAAUCCGAGCAGAUGAAAAGUUUUUAGGGGAUAAAAAUAUGCCUAUAUCUACUGUUUAAAUACUAAAAUACGUUCAACAAUGCUAUGUUAAGUGGUUUUGAACUAUAUCCUCGUUGAGUGCCCCUGAUGCAGUGCUCUUGAACAAUAUUACAAGAGGAAACGGUUUCAAAGGACUCUAUUCGUGGAACUGGCCAAUAUAUGAACACUGAUAAUUUCGUGUCUGCCGCUGCCGACAAGAAGGAACUUCAGAUGAGGUUGAGACGUUAGUGUUUGGAAUGGCCCGAGUCUGAUGUCACAGCAAAAAAGCCAAAACAGUACUAACCUAAAAGCCGGAAUCCUUACUACUUUAUGUUUCGUUGUCUUUUACAUAUACAUGGCUGAGUAUUUCUUAUCUCAUCUGUUGUAAACAUUUUAAGAGAGUUGAGAUGAUGCACUUGUCUCUUUAAGUAGCGGAAGGAACAAUGUGCGCGCGUGCGAGUAAAGGCUGUCGUGCAGAAGAACGAAGCUGCUUUAGUUGGAAGAUCAAGUGCGACUUGCCGCGGCGUUUCAAGAAAUUCGUCUCUUCAGAACCAUUAGCCUUAUCAUAAGGCUAGUUAUUUGCUUUAAUCAGUAGGGAAAAUGAAGAUCGGCUAGCUGUAUGAAUAAGACAAGUGCAAAGACAAAUUGUAAACAAUUACCUUAGGUCUAUGGGAACGGUGAUUUCUACUUUUGUGCAUGAAACAGCUGUUUGGUUUGAGUCUUUGUGUGGGUAUUUCCGACAAAAUGGAAGUUGCGGCGAUCGCUAUCGAUGAACGACGAUCUUAGAUCGCCUAUAGAGAUAGAACCUACGAUUAAGAUAUGGUAGGAUUGCCAUUCUUAUCAAGACUGACAAGGUUAGUCGUGCGAUAACAACAUAGAAAUCCACCCAAAAGUACAGUGCACUAGAAGAGGCCAUGCAUGGCUCAAUGAUCCGGAUGAAGCCACUUCUUGCUUAAAUUUCAGCUCAGCUUUGACCAAACAAUAUGGAAUAGCCCCUUUAAGAACCUGUUUCAUAUCCGUCGACUGAUCGUUCUCGCGUGGACACGCAUUAACCGCCGCACAGGUUCUUGCGUUAAUUAACUCUCUUAAUAUAGGGACAUUGUAGCUUAGCUUUUGGUUGAAAAUGUUUCGCAAUCGAACAAGUAAGUGCGCUGUUAGUUUCGUUUUCUAGCACUAUUCUGAAAUUUCUUAGCCCGCGAGAAAGCCCUCCAUUUCGAUUGGCAAGCUAAGGACGCUUAGCGAGCCGCUAAAGAACGCGCAAGCAAGCGUCAAAGCCUCGAGGGGCAGAGGACGGACCAGGAUUCUUUCCACAAAAUCUCUUGGAGAUGGAGAACUUCAACUUCAACUCUGAAAAAUAAAAAAAAGCGGUUACUUCCAAAAACUAACCUAAGUAAAUCAAGGGAAAAGCGCUCUGGGGACGAGGAUGCGGUGUUUUGGUUAAGUGUUAAAUAUAACAAGUGGCUAUAACUUUGUAGUAGUUUGCUUAGUUUUUUAAAAUUUCUCUCGUUUGGUCGCAGUUAAGCAGUGGCCGCAGUAUACGCUUUAUGUGAGUUCUAAGACACCUGCGCGUGUUGAGGUCACCCACUUUUUACGACAAUUGCGGCGCCAUCUUUAAUAAGUAGGUAACAUUCGUUCCCUUUAUUCAGUAUUUGGCCUGGAAGUCUCCUCUACAUGUCGACUGUGUUACCAGUUAUCUGGGUGGCGGAACUAAAAAUCCUCAAUGAGAAGAUCGCAAAAGGAGCAGAUGACUGCACAUUUGAAGCGGAAAAAAGUAUUUCCGUCAGUGGGCUGGUAAGUAACCGAAAACCGGUCAGUAUAAAACGAGGACUGCGGACUGCGGACUGGGUAUAAAAAACGGACUAGGUAUAAAAUGCGGACUAGAAACUGCGAAUUAAUUAUAAAACACUGACUAGGUAAAAAACGUGGACUACGGACUGUGUAUACCUAGUCCGUGUUUUAUACUCAGUCCGUAGUUUCCAGUCUGCAUUUCAUACCUAGUCCCUUUUGUACACCCAGUCCGUGUUUUACACUGAGAGGACCGAAAACAUUUAUUAAAUAAGUGAGUUAAGUAUGAUCGCCCGGGUGAACGUAGUCCUGAAUAGGACUGUUGUUGUUGACGGUGACUGACGUAGUGCGCAAGGCACGCUGGGAAGAGAGGAGAAGCGGACGCGCCGGCCUGCGUAGUUCAUGUUAUUCUUAUGCGCGAGGUACGUUCUUUACGCGCUGGGUAUUUUCUUGCCGCCAAAACGUCUCGCGGUUCCGCCUCCAAUAAAAACAACAGCACUCGCCCGCUAAUCCCGGCAGCAACGAAGGCUGCGGACGCGUCGCCGAACUCGUACCCUGUGAUCAGGUUGACGUGCUGCCUAACUUUCUUUGGUUGACCCUUGCCAUGACCCCUUGCGUUAAUCUUUAACCUUACCAUUCUUCCUUUACGCGUAUAGGCGCCUGAGGACCGUAAUUUUGCUGUGAUUGGUCGGAAGACUUGAGAACUGUGCGAUAAAAUGGACAUAUUAUUUAUAUUUCAUCAGGUGACAAUCACAAUCGAUACUGGACAAUUAGCACAGAAGUGGUCCAAACUUGGUCUUAUAUUGCUGAUUAUUGUGGGUCGCUGGCUACUACCAAGAGGAGAAUUAACACGUGACCAGCUAUCCACGCUGCUUUUAGUCUACGUAGCGAAUGCUGCUGACAUCAUGGGUGAGCAGAGCUAGUUUUUAUUUUAAUUUUUUUUUUUCAUUCUCUUCCCUUGCCCCUUCUUAUCAGUAAUACCUCGGUCGCUCAGUUGUAAAGGUACAACCAGUUAUUGUGAGAUGUUAUGGACUCGUCUCUAACUUCGUUAGCUGAAUUGCCCGAUAUGACGAAUAUCAUUUACAUUUGUGAUUUUUAGGCCCUGUUCACACUAUCAUCGAAAACGUAUCGAUCGAUUCGCGUCCACAUUACCGCUUGAUGCGUUUUCCACUGGCUACACUAAAACAUUCGAAAACGAUAGAAUUGCAGGUUGUGAUGUAAGUUGAACUCUAUGCGCAAGCCCACGUGAUACAUAUGACGUUAUCGUUUUCAUUUUGAUGCGUUUUCGACCUUUUUGGACCUUCCACUCUAAUACGAUAUGUAUGCGUUUUCGUUUUGAUCCACUUUCAAGGGCGUUUUCAAAUCGAUGCUUUUUCUAUGAAAACGCUCAGCGUAUAAGUGUGAACGGAAGGGCUAAAUGUAUCGAAAUGUAUGCGUUUUCAAAAGAAUGAGGACCUUAAGCAACUACGACAACGACAGCAGUGAAAAGAUCACUAAAAAAAAAUGAAUUUGCGUCCUUUCAAACUUUAUUGCAUCUAUUGGGAACCGCUCGAUUCGUCAAAUGUAGGCGACUUUUCCUGGAGUUGGAUUUAUAAGCAGGCGCGGAUCCACAUCGGUUUCCACCGUUUCACGAAAAUCGGUCAGAUUUUUCAUAAAUAAAUAUUUUUUAAUGAGAAAACUCUCCAACUUAAAAUCUGGCCAAUAUCCUGCCUGAAUGACUCAGAAACCUAAAGGAAAGGAGACUUAAGGUAUUUAAAAUCCAAAAAAAUUUAAGGGGGUGCAUGCCCUUGGAUCCCCCUAGAAACUUGCACCUUCGGCGCUCAGGUAAGAAAUCGGUCAGUAUUUAUCCUAGAUCCGCGCCUGAAAAGGGCUUUAUCCAUGUUCAAAUAGAGAUAGAAAAAUUUGUCGCCGUAUAUCCACGCCCUCUAUAAAACGUCGCAUUGGGAGGUUUCACGUCGUGCUGUUGUUUUGGUCAUAAAACUAAUUGUUGUUUGACGUUGUUGUAGUCGUUGUCGUUGUCGUAGCUGCUUAAGGUCCCUAAUACGCAUUAGUGUGGACAUGGCCUUUGAAUCAAGCACUCUUCUUAAACUUCCUUAAAGAUCUCGCUCUGGAAUAGUUUUAACAAAGUAACGCUUGUUUUCAUAUCUUUUCCAAAUACAAAAAAACUGUGUAAUAGUGUCGUAUUUAGUUAUCACGUGGUGAAAUAGUGAAAAACUCUUGUUUUAAUAUCUCUCCCGCACCCAAAACGUAUUGUUUGAAAAUAUUUGUGUGUGUUCUAGCACAUGCAGGUCCUUCCUUAUAGUUCUCGAUCUAAGGCGAGCCUCUUGACCGCUAGGUAAGGGCUGCCAUUCUUUACUCUAUCCAACAUUCCCACUCGAGGUCUUCCUGCUGGUCUCUUUCCUAUUAUUCUUCCCUCAAUAACUAACGGGACAAAUAAGAUCACCAUGCCGUGGGGUAUGACCAAGCUUGACUCUCUGUCAUCUGUUUAACAGUGCCGUAUUUAAUUGCCGUCUUUGUUAAUUCACAUUUCAGAACUCUUUGAAGUAUUCGACAAGGAGCCGAGACUGUGGUGUAAACAGGGCGUUGCUAUCGCCGUCCUGGCCACCUACACGUGGUCUUUUCUACAGUUUGCACUCGUUUUUACAGCCACUGCUGAAACUGUUCCAGACAACAAAGACGAGAAGAAGGUGAGCUUGACGUCUCCUAUGUAGACUACGAGUAGUCCCCAUUUUUCCUCAGGGAUAGUAGAACCAGCGAAACGCGAACGCGCGGGAAAAUCACCCCACGCGAGAAAGGCGAGACGCCGCUUAAUGCAUGUUUGACUGUUGACUUUGUUGCAUUCGCUCAGAGUUCACUGACUUUAGGUCUUAUUUUGCCCUAAAUCGGAUUAAACCCUUGAAUUACUCGGACUAAUAAAUAUCACUACCAUUUGUCAGCUUCUAAAAACUGACAAAAACGUUGUUCCUGUUUUAGCUAUCCUUGACCUGAAAAAUGUUUUAUUUACAUUUGCAGGAGCCUUUUUCCGAGAUUAAAAGAACAGAAGAAGCACAAAAAGGCGGAACUAAGCUGCCAAAUUACAUCAAAAAACUUAUUAAACAAAAAGCUGAAAAGCAAAAAGCCGAACUUGCUGAAAUCGAGAAAAACACGGACUUGCGUGCCGCGAUCGAUCAAAUGAAACAGCUAAAAGCGUACAAAGCUCGUGGAAGACAAGCAAGAAUGUCAAUACACGACGCCGCGUUUGAGGUAGUACAGGUGCAACGAGAGGUGAGGAGAGAAGAGGAGAUACUGGAAAACCACAUUAAAGAGAAACAAAAGCUUAAACUUCACGGAGACUUGUAUUCAAUAUUGACUUUAAUGUUGAUGCAAGAUGGACCGUUUCUUAUAGUGCGACUUGUUUUGAUCAUUGCUUACGGUGUCAACGCCACUCUGCAUAUUUUCUUUACCGGCAAAAACGCAAUGGCACUUGCUUUACUAAUCUACAGAUUGGUGAUUCUGAUCACGGAAUAUCAGGACGAUGAGGAUGAAGACAAGGACAAAGAUUUCUACGAAUUCUGAAGUUAAACAGCUGAAAAUCUUAUGCUGUUUGCGUUAAAGUAUAUCGGAAUGUCCCUCGGCUGUUUUUGGAAGAGGCUACCACUUGUUCGCUCCAUGUAAGGACAUCCAAGACAGUCUUGGAACCGAGUGGAGAAGGCGCGCGGCACGCUGUCGAUUCCGGCGGAUUCCAGGUACUGCAAUACGGACGUUGUCGUUGGAAUUUGGAUUCCGGAUCCCAAUCGUUAAUGGUUCCAGAUUUUUUUAAACUGUAUUCCGGAUUCCAUAGCCCAGGAUUCCAGGUUCCAUAAGCACAUAUUCCUCAACUUCCGGGAACUUGUCUGGAUUCCCUUACAUGGGGAUAAGAGUAACGAAGUUCUCAAAGUUGACGUAAUUUUAUUCACGGUCGUUUAAGACCCGAAAAAAGUUUAUUCGGAUCAUUGUGACAAAAAAAAGUAAGUUAAUAGAGAAAAUGCCACACUGUACGGUUGGAACCAUGUGUUUUUGUAUAUUUGUAUAUAGUCGUUUAUACAAUUUUUCCCAAGGAAGAUAACUGCAGUACCUCAUUUUAUGUUAAAUUUAAACACAUAUGGAAGCAUAGCAUUCAAACCAAAGCAGAAUCAAACCGAGACACUUUCGUUUUGUUUUCAUGGUAACACCGCUGCCUGAUUCGACAAAAAGAAAAAAUAUUGACAUGCCACCUCACAAGAAGUGACUGAUUUGUACUGUUGUAUAGUUUGUAAUAAUGAUCGCACUUUGUAAUGCCUGUCGCAAUUUGUAAAAAAUCGUGUUACACUUUGUAACAUAAAAGCUGUCACAAUUUGUAAUAACUGCCCAUCGCUUUUUGUAAUAGACUAAAAUGUCGCAAUUUGUAACUGAUAAUUACAAAUUACGAAAGCUUUUUUAAUACGAAGUGCAACAUGGUUUAUUUCAAGAGUCUUACAAAUUGCUAAAGGUUAUUACAAGGUGCAAUGAUUAUUACAAAUUGCGACAGUAUAGUUUAACUUUUCGUGUAAGCAAGAAAAGCUAUCCAGCAGAGUGUAGACAUUGUUGUACUGUCACAUUUAUAGGCUAUCUGAACUGAUAAAGUUUUAUCGCGUAUUUAUUUUCUUAUUUAGAUUAUACCUUCCAGCCCU